This is a messenger RNA of Rhineura floridana, 5583 nucleotides long. It is a transcript of the gene EML1, whose product is annotated as EMAP like 1. Gene Ontology annotation, molecular function: microtubule binding. Gene Ontology annotation, biological process: microtubule cytoskeleton organization. Gene Ontology annotation, cellular component: mitotic spindle. The coding region runs from base 879 to 3404 and encodes 841 amino acids. The record is from RefSeq and is a predicted model, not a curated record. The transcript has 24 exons. Lineage: Eukaryota; Metazoa; Chordata; Lepidosauria; Squamata; Rhineuridae.
ACAUCGUCGCUCUCAUCCCCGAUGACUUUGACAGGGCAGAAAACGAGCUCCGUGCACAGCCACGCACGCACUUCUUUCCACCCUCCUCCACCCAUCGCCGUUUGGUCACCCCCCCCAUUGUUUGGUGGGCCAGGCAGCCUUCCUCAAGCCGUGCUCGAGCGCCCUUUCCCCCUCGCUUUGGCGUUAACAGCCUUUAGGGAGUGAUUAAUGGACUGGGCGGGGGCGAGGCAGCUUCUUAUCUUCCUAGCACCAUACCCCUGAAACAACCCCCUCCCCAAAGGAUGCGACCCAGCAGCUCCAUUAUGCGGACAGAGCAACUACGGGAGAAAUGGGUUGCCUCCUAAAAUUGGAGAGAAACCAUACAGCCUCCUCCAUUCGCCAGCAGGGGUGAGGCGAAACGCUCUAUUUCCCUGCCUUCCAAGGCACAGAGGGAAGUAUCCCCAUUCUCCUCGCUUCCCUCCAUUCACCGAGAGAGAGAAAGGGGGCCGGACGACUCAUUUCUCUAUCUCCGACCCAAAAGGCUCAGAGGAAAGCCGCCCGCCCCAUUCUUUCCCCCUUCCCACUCUCCUUCUAGUGAAGAGAGGAGGAGGAGAAGCGGCGGCGGCCCAAGCCACGGUGGAGUGAAUGCGUUGUUAUGGCAACUGGCAGAGGCAGGCAGCAGGCCGGCCCCAGCCCCAGCUUCUCCUCAGCUCAGUGUGUGUAUGCAUGUGUGGGUGGCUGAGAGGAGGGAGCAAGAAACAGCAAGAGAGAGAGGAGGAACGAGAAGGAGAAGGCGCCUGAAGUGGUGGCGGUAAGAAAGGCUAGAGAGGUCUGGGGCGGGUGAGUGUGCGGCCAACAACCCCUCAGGAGAAAGAAGAAGAGGCGAAGCUGGCUUCAGGAUGAUGGAGGACGGAUUUUCCAGUUACAGCAGCCUGUAUGACACCACCUCGCUUCUGCAGUUCUGCAAUGAUGACAGUGCCUCUGCUGCCAGCAGCAUGGAGGUGACAGACCGCAUUGCUUCACUGGAGCAACGUGUUCAGAUGCAGGAAGAUGACAUCCAGCUGCUCAAGUCUGCUUUGGCAGAUGUAGUUAGGCGCUUGAACAUUACUGAGGAGCAACAGGCCAUGCAGAACAAGAAAGGACCUACCAAAGCAAGACCCCUUGUACAAACACUGCCUCUAAAGACUACAGUCAAUAAUGGAACUGUUUUACCAAAGAAACCCAGUGGCUCUCUACCUUCCCCGUCAGGAACCAGGAAAGAAAUAGUAUCACCAGCAGCAAAAAGGUCUCUGAGUCUUCUCAAUGCAUGCAAACUGAAAAAACCUGCUCUAAGCACUGUCAAAAGAACCAACUCAGCUGAACGAGUAUCUCCUGGAGGUCGAAGGGAAAGCUAUGGAGAUUCCAAAAUCAGCCGCAAUCGUGCUGGAUCCACAAGCAGUUCAUCUAGCGGUAAAAAGAACAGUGAAAGCAAGCCUAAGGAACCGAUGUUCAGUGCAGGGAAGCGUCGUGUGACACAUUGCAAAGAGGAAGGAUAUGUUAAAAUGUUUCUGCGUGGACGUCCUGUUACCAUGUACAUGCCCAAAGAUGAAGUGGAAUCUUACAAUUUGGAAGCAAAAGCAGAACUGCCAACCAAAAGGCUAAAACUGGAAUGGGUCUAUGGCUAUAGGGGUCGGGACUGUCGUAGCAACCUGUACCUCUUACCAACAGGUGAAACUGUGUAUUUCAUUGCGUCGGUUGUUGUAUUGUACAAUGUUGAAGAGCAGCAUCAGCGACAUUACACUGGUCACAAUGAUGACGUGAAGUGCCUAGCUGUUCAUCCUGACAGGAUCACCAUAGCAACUGGUCAGGUUGCAGGAACAUCUAAGGAUGGAAAACAACUGCUGCCCCACGUCCGCAUUUGGGACUCUGUUACUUUGAACACGCUGCAUGUCAUUGGGAUGGGGUUCUUUGACCGGGCUGUCACUUGCAUUGCGUUUUCCAAAUCAAAUGGAGGGAGUAACCUUUGUUCAGUGGAUGACUCCAAUGACCAUGUGCUUUCAGUGUGGGACUGGCAGAGAGAAGAAAAGUUAGCUGAUGUCAAGUGCUCUAACGAAGCAGUAUUUGCCACUGAUUUUCACCCUACAGACACUAAUAUAAUAGUUACGUGUGGAAAAUCACACCUUUAUUUUUGGACACUUGAAGGAAGUUCUCUUAUUAAAAAGCAAGGAUUAUUUGAGAAACAAGAAAAGCCAAAAUUUGUCUUAUGUGUGACAUUUUCUGAAAACGGUGAUACAAUCACAGGAGACUCAAGCGGAAACAUCUUAGUAUGGGGAAAAGGUACCAACAGAAUAGGCUCUGCAGUUCAAGGAGCCCAUGAAGGUGGCAUUUUUGCACUUUGUAUGCUACGAGAUGGCACACUUGUGUCUGGAGGUGGAAAAGACAGAAAGCUAAUAUCUUGGAAUGGAAAUUACCAAAAACUUCACAAAAUUGAGAUUCCAGAGCAGUUUGGGCCAAUAAGAACAAUUGCAGAGGGGAAAGGUGACAUUGUGUUGAUAGGUACUACUCGGAACUUUGUUCUGCAAGGCACCCUCUCAGGAGACUUUUCUCCCAUUACCCAGGGUCAUACUGAUGAGCUUUGGGGACUAACAGCCCAUCCCUCCAGACCUCAGUUCUUCACUUGUGGGCAAGACAAACACAUUACACUCUGGGAUGCCAUCAGUCAUCGUCCAGUCUGGAACAAAAUUAUAGAGGAUCCAGCACAGUCUUCUGGUUUUCAUCCUUCAGGGUCUGUGGUUGCAGUAGGAACACUAACUGGAAGGUGGUUUGUGUUUGACACCGAAACAAAAGAUUUGGUCACUGUUCAUACAGAUGGAAACGAACAGCUGUCCACAAUGCGUUACUCACCAGAUGGCAACUUCUUGGCAAUAGGUUCUCAUGACAAUUGUAUUUAUAUAUACAGUGUUACUGACAAUGGGAGGAAAUAUAGUAGAAUUGGCAAAUGCUCAGGUCAUUCCAGCUUCAUUACUCAUUUGGACUGGUCUGUUAAUUCUCAGUACCUUGUGUCUAAUUCAGGGGACUAUGAAAUCCUAUACUGGGUUCCUUCAGCUUGUAAACAAGUAGUAAGUGUUGAAACCACUAGAGAUAUAGAAUGGGUUACUUACACUUGUACUUUAGGAUUCCAUGUUUUUGGUGUGUGGCCAGAAGGUUCAGAUGGCACAGAUAUCAAUGCUGUCUGUCGCUCACAUGGGAGGAAAUUGUUAUCAACAGGCGAUGACUUUGGCAAAGUACAUCUCUUCUCUUAUCCAUGUUCACAGUUUAGGGCUCCAAGUCACGUGCACAUUGGGCACAGUAGUCAUGUAACCAACGUAGAUUUUCUAUAUGAAGAUACUCAUCUCAUUUCCACAGGUGGAAAAGAUACCAGUAUUAUGCAAUGGCGAGUCAUUUAGAGGAAGCCUUCUUCCUGUGUAACAAGAACUGGCCAUGCACCGAAGUUCUGUAUAAACUGUAUAUUUAAGAGUUAACAAAUGGUUGCCGUCUAGCCUAGUCACUGUGAUUUUUAAGUUUUAAAAUCCUUACAAACCUCAGGAAAACUAAGUCCUUGGCUGGCUACUGUACUUAUUUCAGUAAUUCAGUUCAUUAAGCAUCACUUAAAACAACAACAAACUUGUUUUUCUUUUUUUGUUGUACAGCAUAUGAAGCAGUACAAGUCUAAAAUGAAAUCUUGACUUGGAUGUUUAUGCAAUACAUAUGAACAGGACUUUUUUAUUAAAUAGCCACAAAAAACAUAUCCCAAUAUUAAAGAAUAUAUGUGCUUCAGUUUCAUUAUUUAUACUUUGUACUGUCUAGCUACAUACUUAGAAUAUCUAUAGUUGCAAAAGUUGAUGGCAUUCCCAUGUCUGGUGGACAGCAAAUAAUUUAUUUGGAAAGCUUAAACUAAGCUGGAUGACACAGAGUGAACAAGCCACUAUGCACAGCUGUUCUGUUAUAGUCAUUGCAAUGGGGCUUCAAUAAGUUUGCCAUAUUAAAUGAAACAGACGUUUCACUCAGCAAUACUUGCUGAGCUUUUUUUUUCUCCCACAGUAAAGAACUUGUUUAAAUAAGAAAAUGUGAAUACUAGAAUAUUCAUAAACUUGUUUUUCCCCUCCUGGCAAAGCAAAACCUUAAAAUGAGAGGAUGCAAUCCAGCAACAGUUAGUUAAGACUUAACUUCCAUAGAAAAACUGGAAAGGGAUUUACUUGUAGUCAAUGUAAGCCUUACUAAUUUCAGGGGAACUAGUAUUUGCUAGAUUGUAACCAGAUUUUUAUUUUCUUUGAAAUUAAGCAGGUUCUACCCCCGUUUUAACUAAUAUCUCAGUAGGGAUUAGAGCUUCAGCUAAUCUGUUUCAAGACAAAAACUCUUUAAAUAUGUAUAUUAACAAUUUCUUAUUUAAAAAUCGUGAACCAACUUGGCCACAUCUCCAUUAUUCAAUUGAUAGAGCGUACCCUAAUCUGUAUAUUGAUCAACAUGGCUACCACUACUUUAUACAUGUGUAAAAGAUAUUAGCAAUUCAUAAGAAAUAGUAAGGCAUUCUAAGCUUUACUUGUCUAUUGCUUAUGGAUAUUGUAUAUUCACAUUUUAAGGCCAAGUAGACAAAAUAUAAAGAGAUCUUUUGAAGUGUACCAUUAACUUGCAGAAGAAAUGGGGUAGUAAAGAUAUAUGAUUCAUGAUGAAGACCAGCUGGACUGAUAUCAACAAAGUAGUAUGCAAUUCAAGAGAUGUGCACCCCAGGAGCCUUUGUAAUGUGUGUUAGUUGUAGAAUCAUCAGGGUUGGAAAUGACCUUGAAGUCAUCUAGUCCAACUCUCAUUGCAGGAUCUGCAAUGCAGGUUGCAACCACAGCAUCUCUGACAGAUGGCCGUCACCAUUUACUUAAUCCCUCCAGCGAAGGAGAAGCCACCACCUCCCAAGUCCAUUUGUUCCACUGUUGAAUAGCCCUUGCUGUUAAGAUGUUCCUCCUAAUGUUUCACCAAAAUCUGCUUCCCUGCAAUGUUCAGACAUCGGUACUAGUCCUUCCCUCUGAAGCAACAGAGAACAAGUCUGCUCCAUCUUCUGAUGCAGCCAUUUGGGACAGAAAAACACAUAGGGUUGCCCUACACAUCACUGAAUAACUUCCAUCCCCUGUGUGUUUUGCAUGGACUGAUAUUUAUAGUAUGAAAUAAGAUUGUAUUUUGCAAUGAAGCAAGAGUGGAGGUGGCAUAAAAUAGUUAAGGCGGCCUUAUUUGUUUUGAUUGUGACACAGACUGAAAAUUAUUGUUUACAUUGAGGAGUGUAUCUAAAGAUUUUGAAAUGAGCAGUGUUAUAAGCAGGUUCUGAAAAGCUCAAUACUAAAGUUUUUUUUUCUUAUAAAGGAUAGGAAACGUGAAUUAAUUGAGCUCUGAAGCACGGGUUGUUUAGAGUUAUUUCAAUGAAGAUUUAAUAAGUUUUGAAGCUUUUUAUUACAUCUCCAGCCUGCUACACUGAAAGUGCAGGAUACCAAUAAAUAUCAUGUAUCAAGAUGAAUUGUUCCAAUUUGUUUGUUAUAACGUCAGCAUUUUAGUGCACAUUUCUCCUAAUAAACAGUUUUGUAUGCAAGCAAUUUCUCCUAAUAU